Messenger RNA from Menidia menidia (Atlantic silverside), 2620 nucleotides. The record is from the annotation of a GenBank genome assembly. Lineage: Eukaryota; Metazoa; Chordata; Actinopteri; Atheriniformes; Atherinopsidae.
AGGAGGGAGGGCACAACAUAAGAUUAUUUCCGGAACCACUAACACACGUGUGGGGAAAACUGGCGUACAGUGGUGUCUGGUCUGUACUGAAUAUCACCAGAUGCCUGGCAUGUUUCCGUCUUGCAUCGGUCAGGAAAUCGGUGCGUGUGUUUGACGGGUGGAAUAUACGAAAUAUUUCUGAAAUACACAGACGGUUAUUUAACCCAGUUGUUGUUGCUAAGCCCCACAUACAUUUCAGUUGGAUGGCUGAAUCAGAGCCUGCGCCUCUCUCUGUCGAGGUUGGAGAGAAGAGAACCUGCCCAGGGGAUGAGGUGGAAAACACUCAGUCAAAAAAGCUAAAACUAGAGACUGAUCUCGAAAAUGGAGGUGCCUCCAACCAAGAUGAGGAUCUUGAAGGGGAGGCAGAUGAUGAAGAGGAUGGCGAUACCUUUGCUAACAUGAUGAAGCAUGGCCUGACUGAAGUGGAUGUGGGCAUCCUAAAGUAUAUCAGUGACCAUCAGGGCUUCUCGGGAAUUCUGAAAGAAAGAUACUCAGAUUUUGUUGUACAUGAAAUCAACAAACAAGGCAAGGUGGUGCAUUUCGAUGACCUAUCUAUUCCUGCAGACACUGAGGAAGUCCCAGAGCCCGAGAAAGAUUAUGAUGUUCUAACAGAGGAACAGAAAAAGCAGCUCAGUGAGCUGCAGCUCUUCAAAAAUAAGGAAGAGAAUGUCUCCAUUGAGGUGGUGGAUGAUACCAAAGAGAAACGGACGCUUGUCCACAAAGCCAUCAAGACUCAGUAUCCGGGAGUGGAAACCAAGACAGAGGAGAAAGACGGGCGCAAGUUCAUAGUGGCUUACCACGUGGCCGGGAAGAAGGCUUUAGCGGCUCCAAGGAAACACUUUUGGCCGAAGAACCGUGGCAGCUUCUGCCACUUUGUCCUGUACAAAGAGAACAAAGACACCAUGGACGCCAUUAAUGUCCUCUCCAAGUUUCUCAGGCUGAGACCUAAUAUGUUCUCCUACAUGGGAACAAAGGACAAGAGGGCGAUCACCGUGCAGGAGAUAGCAGUGCUCAAAAUCACGGCGGAGAGGUUGGCCCAUCUCAAUAAGUGCCUCAUGAACCUUAAGCUUGGAAACUUCUGCUACAAAAACCAUCCUCUGAAGCUGGGGGAGCUGCAGGGCAACCAUUUCACGGUGGUCAUCAGGAACAUCUCAGGAACGGACGAGCAGGUCCAUCAGGCCAUGACGUCCCUCAGGCAGACGGGUUUUAUUAACUACUACGGCAUGCAGCGCUUUGGCACCACGGCCGUGCCCACACACCGAGUCGGCAGGGCCAUUCUGAAAAACGACUGGAACGAGGUGGUGGAUCUCAUUCUGAAACCUCGACCCGGAGCUGAGAAAGAGUUCCUGGUCCGCUGCAGAGAGGAAUGGGCGAAGACUAGCGACCCCGAGGCGGCGCUGAAGAAGCUGCCCAACAAGCGCUGCGUGGAAGGCCAGCUGCUCCGAGGCCUGUCCAUGUACGGCAAGAAGAACAUCAUCACCGCCUUCGGACUGAUUCCUCGCAACAACCGGCUGAUGUACAUCCACAGCUACCAGAGUGUGGUGUGGAACACCAUGGUGAGCCGCAGGAUCGAUGCCUUUGGCCUGAAGGCCGUGGAGGGGGACCUGGUCCUCAGAGGAACGGCAGCACACGUGCUGACCGCAGAGGAGGCCGCCAGCGCCUCCAUCCAUGACAUCGUGAUGCCUCUCCCAGGGUUUGACGUCAUCUACCCCACUCACCACGUUGGGAAAGGCUACAGCGAGCUGCUGUCUGCAGACGGGCUGGACAUCGACAACAUGAGGCACAAAGUGAAGGACUACUCUCUAGCCGGAGCCUACAGACGCGUGGUCAUCCGACCCUCGGACGUCAGCUGGGAGGUGAUUGAGUACGACGAUCCCAGGAUCUCUCUGGUACACACCGACUACGAGAAGCUGGAGAACAAACCUGCUCCAGUCUUCAACAAAGAGGGGAAGUACCGCGGCCUUCGGAUGGAGUUCUCCUUGCCCCCCUCGACCUACGCCACCAUGGCCAUCAGAGAGGUGCUGAAGCUGGACACGAGCAUCAAGAAACAGACGCAGCUCAACACCACCUGGUUCAACUAAGGCCGGAAUGCUUUCAGGAAUGAGCCGGACUGCUGUGCACAGCUAGCCUCCGUAACGACUCGCUUUUGUGAGUGUUUUUUUUAGCAUAUUCUGCUCGAGUGCGUGCGUGGACGAGAGAGAAAAAGAGCAACGUGGUUCUUUAUGAACCUUAAGGUAGUUUCUUUGACAUACAAAGAGCAACAAUUAUCUCUAUUCAACCUUUUUUUUUUUAAUGGUGUUUUUACUUUAAAAAGGUUCUUUACAGAAGUGACUCCGUAUGUCGGACGGUUGAUGUAAACCUUGUAGUUUUGAGGUGUUCGUACACGCCAGUGUCACUGCGGCAGAUUCGUACAAAGUUUUUUUCUUUUAGCUAUGAGCUGUAAAAAUAUCCUGAUUAAACAUGAAAUUGGUCACGGUAAAUAUGCUGAUGGUGUCUGUGGUUGUCAACGUCAUUAAAGAAGGGUUCAAUUAGUUUAUUUCUAUGUAUGAAAAGGUCCAAGUAGAGUCACUUGUUUAAUAUA